This is a messenger RNA of Tigriopus californicus, 1202 nucleotides long. RefSeq names its product presenilin-associated rhomboid-like protein, mitochondrial (gene rho-7). The record is from RefSeq and is a predicted model, not a curated record. Gene Ontology annotation, molecular function: serine-type endopeptidase activity. The transcript has a single exon. Bases 29 to 1141 code for a protein of 370 amino acids. NCBI's taxonomy places the organism in Eukaryota, Metazoa, Arthropoda, Copepoda, Harpacticoida, Harpacticidae. Gene Ontology annotation, cellular component: membrane.
CAUUGCUGCGAGUUCGUGUAAAGUGUUGAUGUUAGGUUGUCAACACGGUCUGGUACAAUGCUAUUCUGACCUCUUUCAUCACAUUUUUGUUAGUUCUCCAUACACCAUGACAGUGUUUAGUCGAAUCCUGUCCAAUUCAGGCCGACCAUUGCUGUCCCAGUUCUCAUCGCGUAGCCCAUGGCCUUCUGGUUGGCGGCAUUUCCGCCAGAAAGGCCGUCGAGGUCACGUGGGCAGCCAACCUAUGGUCAGGCAGGAGACGUAUGCGCCCGUGAAUUGGUCGGUUUUAGCCAAGCCCGCGGCUUUCACUUUGGGUUUCAGCGCCACAGCCUUUGUGGGAGCCACCAUUUGGCAAUAUGAGAAUAUGCGCAAAGAAAAAAAGGCCAGAUUUGCGCCGGGCAAAGGCUGGUUUGGGCCUUAUUGGGACAACUCUCCGGCCAUGCCCAAAGCCGGCGGAUUUCGGAAUGAGCUCAACCGAUGGUGGAAUAAUUUGAGUCCCGCUGACCUGUUGUUUGUGGGCAUUUGUGCGGCCAAUGUAGCCGUGUUUCUAGCCUGGCGGGUGCCCGCCCUUCAGCCCGUGAUGCUGAAAUAUUUCUCGUGCAAUCCAGCAGCAACAUCCACUGUGUGUUUGCCCAUGAUUCUGAGUGUCUUCAGUCAUAGUUCGUUCAUUCACUUGGCAGCCAAUAUGUAUGUGCUGCACGGGUUUAUGAAGCACGGAGUCCAAUUAUUGGGACCCGAACAAUUUCUGGCCGUUUACAUGUCAGCCGGCGUGAUUUCUAGCUUGGCCAGUAUGGUAUAUAAGGUGGGUAGUGGUCGCAUGGGAUAUUCAUUGGGAGCGUCCGGAGCCAUUUGUACCGUGUUGGGUAUCUUUGGCACCAUGUUCCCCAACGCGUUGAUGCAAAUCGUCUUUAUUCCGGGAAUUACAUUCAGUGCCAGCUCGGCUAUCAAGGGACUUAUGGCCGUCGAUACGGCUGGAUUAGUGAUGAAUUGGCGGUUCUUCGAUCAUGCGGCUCAUUUGGGCGGGAUGGUCUUCGGCGUAUGGUGGUGCUACUUUGGGAACAAACUGGUGUGGGAGAAUCGUUUGCCCGUGAUGCAAUUGUGGCAUGACAUGUUCCGGGGAGGAGAGCCGCCCAGGUUUAAUUAGAAAGUGAGACGUUUAUUUAUUGGUCCAUUGAAAACUAUUUAGAAUAAAUCAUUGAACUUAA